GCUUACGAUAAGACAUGGCAGGACAAUUGCCAAUCGACCAGGAGAGGGAAUUGAAGAAAGAAGUCAAAAGACGAGGACGGGUGCUAGCUGUUGCUUUAGGAAAACGGGUUACUGUGCCAAGUCCUACUGUAAUUCUAUCAGAAGAUCAUAGUUCAAAAAUCUGCCCCACUAAAAGUACUUCUAUUGGUAUGACAGCAAAGGAGUUAUGUGAAAAUGAUGAUUUAGCUACUUAUUUAGUUCUUGACUCUUUUUUGAAGUUAACUACUCAUAAGAUGAAUCCCAGGUUUCGUCCUCCAAAAGCUAAUGGGGAAGAGCUGAAAAAUAUAGUGAUGCAAUUCUGUGAAAAUCAAAAUUAUCAAGAAGCAUAUGAGAAACUUGUUUCGGGAGAUUGGGCCACAGCAUACUUACUUUCUAAAUCAAGAGCUCAAAUAAAAGCAUUCAGAGAGCAUGUGUACAGAUACCUUCAGAUUUUUGAUUCAAGAUCUGGAUUUGAAAUUUUACCUUGCUCAAGAUAUUCUCUGGAAAAUAAUGAAGGUGCCAAAGUCUGUGCAAGAAAAAACUGGCACAGACAUGAUCGUAUUCCUCUCUUGGUUGGAUGCAUCGCUGAACUGACUAAUGAAGAUGAAAAUAAUUUGCUACAGCCUGGGAGAAAUGAUUUCAGUGUAAUGUAUUCAAUGAGGAAAAACUGUGCCCAGUUAUGGCUUGGACCUGCAGCAUUUAUUAAUCAUGAUUGCAAGCCAAACUGUACAUUGGUUUCAACAGGCAGAGAUACAGCUUGUGUUGAAGUUUUAAGGGAUAUAAAAGCUGGUGAUGAAAUUACAUGCUUCUAUGGUUCUCAUUUCUUUGGAGAAUGGAAUUCACUUUGUGAAUGUGAAACAUGUGAAAGGAGAAAAGUUGGAGCCUUCAGUAAGAACAAAUCAACUAGUCCAGUGCAUUCAGAAUGUGGCAAAUACAGCUUGCGAGAAACAGAUAAACGAUUGAGUCGCUUAAAACAAGUCCAUCAACAAAACAAUGCUGUGCCUGCAAAUACCAGAGGCAUUUCAUUGGAUGAGUCUAGCACUUCCAAUCAUUCCUGUAACAAUUCUCAACCAGCUCUUAGAACUAGAUGUAAAAGCAAUAAUCAACCAAAAAGCAUUGUGCAAUCAAAUAAAUCUGAGACUGUGAUUCUGAGGUCUGUUGAAAGGAAGAGAAAUGUGCCAUGUGGUUCUCCAAAGUUAAGUCGAAGUAAUCUGUCCAGUUCUCUUCAUUCACCAGUUAAACAGUCGAGCUUAAUUACUAGAAAACGUUCGCAUGAAGAUGCAUCUCAUGAACUGGUGGAGAAUGGCGUUAAACCUAAAGAACAGUGCAUGACUCGAAGUCGUUCCCGUGAAAUUGAAUCUUGUAAUGCCUUGCAAAACCUUAAUUGUUUUCCAUUAGUUACAAAUAUUAUUCCAACUCCUGAUGGACGCAAUUUUUUGGAUGAUAGGAAAAAGAAAGUAUCUUGCAUUCCUUCCGUUAAGCUGACAGAUACAGAUAAAGUUAAAGACAAUUUUUUUUUUAAGAAAAAGAAUCGUAGGUUGUGGUAUAACUGCUCAAAAAAAUGCUGAAAAGUCAUCUAUACCUAAUACCUCUGAUUCAUCUGAAGGUCAAGUUGAGAUGAAAUUCCAGAAUAAUGGUAUUUCUUUAGGUUCAAUGAAUCCUAGUUCAUCUGAGGAUGAAGGAGCUAAUGAAAUGGAAUUCUUGAAGCCUGACCUAGCUGCUGGUUCAAAUCAACUUUCACAGUUAAGCUCUGAACGUUGUUUAAAUUUGAUUGUUCGAGUUGCAAAAGGUAAAACAAAAGGGCAAAUUUCUUCUUCUAGCUCAAUUUCAGCUGAAUGUCCUGCCAGUUGUUGUCAUGUAGCAAUCAAACAACACGAUGAAAUGAUGUAUGAAAUUGUUCCAAAGCAAUGUGAUGGUAGUCAUGCUUCAAGAAAACAAACAUCAGGAGAAAAACGCAGCUUAUCAAUGUCUACAAAUGGUGCUAAUCACAAUCUUGUUUUUGAAGAAACUUUAAGUGUUCAACUCUGUGCAACAGCAAAAGCCGGAUCAAACAUUGAUUGGCCUUUGGUGUUUCGUGCUAAAAAAGUGCAUGUGAUAUAUCGUGAUGAGGACAUGUAUAUUGAUAUUCCGCCAAAAAAAUGACACUAAAUGGAGCUUUCUCUCCAUCACUCUGGUCCUACUAUUUUAUCUUUAUUCAUCUUCAUAUGCUAUUGGUUUUGGUCUGAGGUGUUUUCUACUAUGAAACUACCUUCUCAUUUUGAGUUUCAAACAGUAAUAACAUUCUGUUGUAUGCAGUACCCUGGAAAAAUUGUUUGAUUUUUUAAUGCUUAUAAUUUUGAUUUCAAAAACAGUUUUUGUUUGUUUUCCUUUAUUUUAUAUUAAUCUAAUAAUAAAAUUACUGAACAAAACAUUUUAUUACAAAAUGUGGAAAAAUAUUUGUUAAAAUUUAAAAAUAAAACCACUGAUCAACAUAUGUAAAGCAGU
This is a messenger RNA of Uloborus diversus, 2502 nucleotides long. Its product is annotated as histone-lysine N-methyltransferase KMT5B-like. Gene Ontology annotation, molecular function: histone H4K20 methyltransferase activity; protein binding. Bases 15 to 1586 code for a protein of 523 amino acids. The record is from RefSeq and is a predicted model, not a curated record. Gene Ontology annotation, cellular component: nucleus. Lineage: Eukaryota; Metazoa; Arthropoda; Arachnida; Araneae; Uloboridae. The transcript has 8 exons.